Molecule: messenger RNA, 1100 nt
Organism: Arachis duranensis
Lineage: Eukaryota; Viridiplantae; Streptophyta; Magnoliopsida; Fabales; Fabaceae
Product: pentatricopeptide repeat-containing protein At1g62930, chloroplastic-like
Exons: 1
Coding region: 60-932 (290 amino acids)
Molecular function (GO): protein binding
Source: RefSeq, a predicted model, not a curated record
UCAUUUUUGGAUUGUGUCUUGAGGGUCAAUAUAAGGAAGCCAUUGAUUUGUUAAGUGAUAUGGUGCUUAGAAACAUUACUCCUGAUGUUCAUACCUAUAGUAUUUUGAUUGAUGGGCUAUGCAAGGAAGGAAAGAUCAAAGAUGCAAAAAAUGUGUUGGCUGUGAUGACAAAACGUGGUGUGAAACCAGAUGUGGUUACUUAUAACAGCUUAAUGGACGGAUAUUGUUUGGUUAAUCAGGUAAAUAAGGCAAAAUAUGUAUUCAACACAAUGGCCCAAAGUAGAGUGUUACUUAAUGUUCAAAGUUACAAUAUCAUGAUUAAUGGCUUGUGCAAAAGUAAAAUGGUCGAUGAAGCCUUGAGUCUCUUUGAAGAAAUGCAUCGUAAGUACUUGGUUCCAAACAUGGUAACUUACAACACUCUUAUUGAUGGCUUGAGCAAAUCAAAGAGAAUAUCUUGUGCUUUGGAGCUUCUUGUCAAGAUGCACGAUAGAGGUCCACCCGCUAAUGUAGUCACUUACAAUUCCUUGUUGGAUGGGAUGUUCAGUAUCAAACAAGUUGACAAGGCACUUCUGUUAUUCAAGCAAAUGAAAGAGAGUGGCAUUGACCCAGAUAUAUGCAUGUACAAUGUACUUAUUGAUGGCCUAUGCAGAGGUGGAAGACUUGUAGUUGCAAAAGAGAUUUUUCAAGAUCUUUCUAUGAAAGGCUAUCCUCCAAAUGUGAGGACAUACACUAUUAUGAUCAGUGGGCUCUGCAGAGAGGGCUUGUUUGAAGAAGCAUUGGCCCUGCUGUCGGAAAUGGAACACAAUGGUUGCUUACCAAAUGCUGUGACUUUUGAAACUGUUAUUCGUGCUUUGUUUGGAAAAGAUGAGAAUGACAUGGCGGAGAAACUUCUUCGGGAAAUGGUUGCUAGAGGCUUAUUGAAGAGACACUAAGGAGGAAUAAAUUAACUCAAAUUAAUAAAUUUUCUGUUGUCAAAAUUUGUACAGAACUUGGUAAAUUUUAUAUCUAUUGGGUUGGAGGAUUUGGGAAAUGCCAUGAACUCACUAUCACCUUGAUUUUGGUCAUCUCACUGUUAUUGAAUUAAUUUUGAACUUGUGUUA